This is a messenger RNA of Drosophila grimshawi, 1762 nucleotides long. RefSeq names its product homeobox protein B-H1. Gene Ontology annotation, biological process: regulation of DNA-templated transcription. Gene Ontology annotation, molecular function: DNA binding; DNA-binding transcription factor activity, RNA polymerase II-specific. The coding region runs from base 146 to 1762 and encodes 538 amino acids. NCBI's taxonomy places the organism in Eukaryota, Metazoa, Arthropoda, Insecta, Diptera, Drosophilidae. The record is from RefSeq and is a predicted model, not a curated record. The transcript has 2 exons.
AUAUUUAUUAACAAGGCGCAGACAGAAAGUGAAGAAAGAAACGCAGUUCGUUUAGUGCUUUGACUGCCAGCAAAGUGAGAACUUGUCCUUAGUGUGUGUUUGUGUGUGUGUGUGUAAAAGAUUUAGAACUAGUGCCAGUGCUUAAAUGCUCUGUCCGCCCACAAUGCGUCCGGCCAGCCCUGCCGAAUCCGAGAUCUCCGUCGGUGGUGCUCCAAGCCCUUUGCCCACCCAGCAUCAUCAUCUUCAGCACCAGCAUCAACAUCACCAUCAGCAGCAGCAGCUGCAUCAUUCGCGCAGCGGCACCAUCGAUCUCCUCCAGCAACAGCAGUUGCUAAUGCAGCAACAUGCUGCUGCCGCAGCCGCUGCUGCUGCCGCCGCCGCCGCCGCCGGAUUGACACGCAGCGCCGUCGGCACAUUGCCCGAGGAUUACUUCCAGCCGUUGAAGCGUCUGCGCAUGUCCUCCUCCUCAUCGGAAACCAGGGAUCAGACGCCCAGUCCACCAGCUGCCCCAGCAGCAACAACUGCUGCAACUACUGCAACCACUGGCAACAGCAGCACCACAAAGUCCGCCAUUGAGGGCGUCAAGAGCUUCUCGAUUGCUGAUAUUUUGGGUCACUCGGAGAAGCAGCGAUGUGCGUCCAGUUCACCACCGCCAGCUGGCACAUUGCUGGCACCACCGGCGGCACGCCCCGUUGGCGGCGUGUUGCAGCCACGCUCCGAGCCGCUGGACAUGCAUCCGGCUGCUGCGGCGGCGAUGCUAUUGCCCGGCGCACAGAUUGUGCGUCCAUGGGAUCAUCUACUCGGUCCAAUGCCAGUGCGCCCAUUCAUUCCAUCGGCACUGCUGCACUACGAACAGCGUCUGGCGCUGGACUAUCAUCGUCAGCUGCAGGAGCACUUCAAUGCCCAGGCGCAGCUGUUGCGUCACAUGGGCAUGGACAUCAUACCCUCGGAGAGUGGCUCCGAUCGCUCCAGUUCUGCGGCCAGCGAUUGUUGUUCGCCGGAGAUUGCUCGCGACACGGCUGCUGCUGCUGCUGUCGCCGCUGGUGCUGCCAUGCGUCGCAGCCAUAGUCCCCAAUCCGCCAGCCAAGUGGAGCGGGAACGGGAACGUGAACGACAUGCGUCCAGUGGCUCGGGGAAUGCCGCCUCGAGUCCCUCGCAGGCGGGAGGCAAUGCGAAUGCGGCUGCUGUUGCCGCCGCAGAGGCCAAGGCCAAGGCGAAUGGGACACCGCUCGAUGCCCUCUUCCAGAUGACCACCAAGGACUUUGAUGAGUCACAAGAUAAAUCGCAUCUGGACAUAUUCUCGAAUCGCCCGCAGCCGAAGAAGAAACGCAAAUCACGCACCGCAUUCACAAAUCAUCAGAUCUUCGAGCUGGAGAAGCGUUUCCUCUACCAGAAAUAUCUGUCGCCCGCCGAUCGUGAUGAGAUCGCCGCCUCGCUGGGUCUCUCCAAUGCCCAGGUGAUCACCUGGUUCCAGAAUCGACGUGCCAAACAGAAGCGCGACAUCGAGGAGCUAAAAAAGGAUUUCGAUAGCGUCAAGGUCUUCUCGGCCCACAAAUCAUUCCUCGAGAAUGUCAACGAUUUGAGCAUACUGAAGAAGAAGCCCAUGCAUGAGGCAGACAUGGUCGGAUUGGCGGCGGCAGCAGCUGCCGCUGGCAUGGUGGGCGUCGGUGUGGGCGUGCCGGUGCCAGUGUCCGCUGCCCAGGCACAGGCACAGGCUCAGGCACAGGCUGCUGCCCAGGCGCUGAGUGCGCCACCCAAAUGA